AUGAUCACCGACGUCCAGUUGGCCGUUUUCUCGAACAUCCUCGGGGUGAUGCUCUUCCUUUUGGUGGUUAUCUUCCACUAUAUAAACGCUAACUAUUCGAAAUGAUCCGUCGGCGAAAUGGAGAAGGCUACCAUAACCUCAAACAUGAAAACGCUCGCCGUGAAAAAGUUUCACAGCUCUAUGAGCACUCCAUUCAAGAUCAUUAAUGUAAAAUUAUCAAUUUCUUUUGUACACACACAACAUUCUUUUACGCGAUGAAAGUCGUGACGUUUCCUGAAUAAAGAAAACUCAUGUCAUGUAUCGCA
Messenger RNA from Neodiprion fabricii, 305 nucleotides. Its product is annotated as dolichyl-diphosphooligosaccharide--protein glycosyltransferase subunit 4. Gene Ontology annotation, cellular component: oligosaccharyltransferase complex. Lineage: Eukaryota; Metazoa; Arthropoda; Insecta; Hymenoptera; Diprionidae. The record is from RefSeq and is a predicted model, not a curated record. The coding region runs from base 1 to 105 and encodes 34 amino acids. The transcript has a single exon.